Molecule: messenger RNA, 1954 nt
Organism: Thunnus maccoyii (southern bluefin tuna)
Lineage: Eukaryota; Metazoa; Chordata; Actinopteri; Scombriformes; Scombridae
Gene: grap2a
Product: GRB2 related adaptor protein 2a
Exons: 8
Coding region: 465-1334 (289 amino acids)
Molecular function (GO): protein binding
Source: RefSeq, a predicted model, not a curated record
AGUCUGACUUGGAGACUCGCAUAAGGCGCUGCAACACGUGGGGGUUGUAUUUUGAACGUGAUGACGGAAGUGACAUUGAACCGCUGAUUCUGGGAGACGCACAGGACCAGCAUCAGAUCAGAGGCGCGACGACCGCGGAGAGCUGAUACACACACGGAGCUCGCUCGCCGUUUUUAUUCCACUUCAUCCAGUUUACCGACCAGGAAAACAUCCUUCAACCAAAAACCAGGACUGCUUUUUUUAAAAAAAUUUUUUUAUUUGUUCAUGCGUUUUGUGUUUUGGCUCACAAAUAUGCUGCCGUGUUCACACUUCGGAGGGAGAAGAGGCCAGCCUUAGAAUAAACUUCACACAAGUUUAACUCAACUCCGCAGAGGAGGUAAGAAACUCUCGGUGAGGACCUUCAGAUCAUUCCUCUGCUGCUUUCCUGUGUUUGCUAAACCUUUCUGACACUUCAGCCUGUCGUCAUGGAAGCCAGAGGAAAGUAUGAUUUUACUGCAACAGCAGACGACGAGCUCAGCUUCAGAAAAGGCGAUAUACUGAAGAUUUUAAGCCCACAGGAUGAGUGGUACAAGGCAGAGAUGAACGGACUGGAAGGAUUCGUACCACAAAACUACAUUGACAUGCAGACGCCGAGAUGGUUCCAGGAGAACGCCAGUCGCAACGCCGCAGAGGAGCUCUUGAGGUACAAAAACGUGGGAGACUUUGUUAUCAGAGGCUCCCAGAGCUCCCCCGGAGACUUCUCCAUCUCUGUCAAACAUGAGAGUGACGUUCAGCACUUCAAAGUGAUGAGGGACAACAAAGGCCAGUACUUCCUGUGGUCUGAGAAGUUCACCUCUCUAAACAAGCUGGUAGAGUUCUACAAGAGCACCUCCAUCUCUAAGACCAGGGAGAUCUACCUCAACGAUGGCAGCUUGGACAAUAAAAGCCCCUCCAUGGCUCAGUCGGUGAAGAGGGGAAGUUUGCCUGAACAGCGUACUGCAGCUGCAGCCAUCGCCGUGACACCACGCAGAGCUUCAGAUCAGCCUAACAACCAGCUGGCUAAGAGAGUUGGCCUGGAGGAGCGAGCUCACACCAUCGGUCACACAGGAAGAAACAGCCCCAUCAGCUCCGCUUAUCCUCCCCGUCGCACAUCUGAAACCAUGCCUCUGCCUCAGAGGGCAUCCACGAUGCAGGUGAAAGCGUUGUACGACUUCAUAGCCGAGGAAGACGACGAACUCGGUUUCUCCGCCGGUGACAUCAUCGAAGUGCUGGAUCGCUCGGAUCCGUCGUGGUGGAAAGGAAGGCUGCGGGGUAGAAGCGGGUUGUUUCCUGCCAACUAUACAAUACAGCUGUGAGAAAACACCCCAGGCGAUGCACUUACUAUGCCGACACUUAUUCACAGACUUGCUCUGCAGGUGCAACGGCACUGAAAAUGUGUUUUCGAAUAUGAACACCGAGCAGUCGGUGACACAUCAAAUCUCUGAACCACAAAUCGGAACUUCAUCAAGACGCCAAAGGACUAUGAGUCACUUAGCAUUGUCGGAUAAUACUCUCAUAUACAGUUCAGCCACAUUUCUUGUUCGGGGUUUAUUGAUCAGUUUUUGUCUCAAUUAUUUACAAAGGAGCAGAGACACACCCACAAGAACUUCCUAAAAGUUGGUACAUGUUUAACUGGCACACAGGAGCUGUGUAACUGCUGCAGAUGGUGCUGAGGAGUAUUUUAUAUAUUUUUUUUAUUAUCACAUAUCUGUCAGCAGGUAUUUAUUUGCUGCAUAAAUGCUCGUUGGUCAGUCUGCUGAUGAAUCGACUGUAACCCGACUGUUUCUGCUCAUGUUGUAAGUGUAGUCUCAUUUUAUACCACAAGUGUUGUAUAAAGAAAAUAAGUGGAUUUCUCAACAAGUCUGCAUGCUUAACAUAGAUGUGUAACUUCCUCGCAGCUCACUGACUUGGAAAUAAAAUUAUUUUUUAUCACCGA